Molecule: messenger RNA, 1032 nt
Organism: Adineta ricciae
Lineage: Eukaryota; Metazoa; Rotifera; Eurotatoria; Adinetida; Adinetidae
Source: the annotation of a GenBank genome assembly
AUGAAGAUUAGUGUAUUAGUUACGCUUAUUGUUCUGCCGAUGCUGACGUCAAUUGGUCUUUAUUUUUAUGCGUUUUUAAAUACGCGUUGGAGUUAUCUAGAUGAAGAUUUAAUUGAUCAACAUAGUCUGUUGCAAGAACGACAACGUGUACAAUCAAAUGACGUUCCAAAUAGACUGCCAUUGCAAAUGAAACCAACUCGUUAUGUAUUUCGCUCUUACUACGGUUUAUUCGGCUACUGUCUAGAUUUUCGAUGGAUCAAUCUCUUAACACCUAAACUAGCUCCGACAGCAUCUGAACAACAAUUUCGAACAAAUUCAACAUUAACCUGUCAACGAUGUCAUGAUCCGAAAAACCAAUGCCCUGGUACUGAUUGCUGUAUGGUGCGAUGUAAUAAUAUACCUGAUUGUCCGUCAUAUUAUGACGAGAAGGAUUGUAAUCGACCGUACAAUCAAACACGUUACUAUUGGCCGCAAGGAAAUUGUAUGUGGCAAUCAACUUGGCUUGGCAAUCACGAAUUACAAAGUUAUUUGUCAUCGUAUGAAACAUCUCCACAAGGAUCUCAUUAUUAUACAAAACGUAUUCGAUAUUUUGUCAUGUUUCUUCUCUUCCUUGCUGCACCAUUAUUAACAUUUCUGGCUUUAUUAAUUCUAUUCUGUAUAAGUUGUGUCGAGCGGUUUUAUUCAAUCCCAUUUGCAUUUGUUAGUUUCAUGUCAUUAGCAUCGUUUUUAAGUGGCACAGGAGCUUUGGGUAUCUUUCUAUAUGAAUGGGUACACGAACGGUUUUAUCGACCUGAUUAUACAUAUGAAUUUAAAGAUGACGCCUUGAUUCGUUCCUUGAAUCCCUGGUUAAUUCAAGUUGAACGGUUCGGCUUACCCUUUUGGUUAAUCAUUGCAGCUGUUGGUGCAACUUUAUUCACCACAAUACUGAGCUGUUGCUUCUGCUGUGGAUUGCAAUCGGAAAAAUCAAAAUUGCGUUUUCAUGUGGAUAAUGAUGUUUAUGAGAUUGUUCAAAUGACACCGUAUGAUGAGUGA